UAGCAUUGUGUUUGUUGUAGAACAACAACUCGGAGGCGACACAUACGUCUCCGUGUACGCUGAUGUUGUUCUAUCCCUUGAAAUCCAGCAGGAUGUCAACAAUGGCAGACGAUAGGGACAGAGCCGCUUAUAUGAAAUUGGAAGCCCUGAAGGACAUUAGAGCCAAAGUAGUGGCUGUGGAGAGGAUACGAGCCAGGUUAGCACAAGAAGUGGAGAUGGUGCAAGCAGAGGAAGCAAGCUUAGCUGAAUAUCGAGCUGAAAUGGAGUUAUUAUUACAAGAGAAAAUGGCUCAUGUAGAAGAGCUACGACAAAUUCAUGCUGAUAUUAAUGCGAUGGAGAGUAUUAUAAAGUCUGCUGAAGAAUUACGCAACAAGAGUUUGGACCAUGCCCGCCGUCUUUAUGAUGAGUACCACCCGCUCAAGCAAGAUGUUAGUCGCAUGGCUCAGCAGCAGUUAGGUCAUGAUCUGAGUCUUCCAAAUUUAAAUGCUGAAGAUGAUCCAGUACCCUCAGAUUUUUUUGAGAAAGCAGGAGUUGAGUGGAGCAUGGAGCAUGAUGACCUUCGUGGUGGUGGUCUAAAUCUGUCAUCCCUUGGGGCUCUGGGAGCUCCUCCAUCUUUCCUGUCUCCACAAGCACCUCCCUUAGCACCCUUAAGAGCUGCUCCACAUAAGGCUGAACAAAGACCUCUUCCACCUCCUCCUGGACCUCCAACACCAGCAUUUAGACAACAGCCACCUCCUAUGAAAUCUUGUUUGAGCUGCCAUCAACAGAUUCAUCGUAAUGCACCUAUAUGUCCUCUGUGUAAGGCAAAGUCCCGAUCGCGCAAUCCCAAGAAACCCAAAAAGAAGGAGUAAUUAAAUCCAUUUAUGAGAUGCUCUUGGAGCCACCAUGUGUAGAGGCAAGAGAUCUUUUUCAUGCCCAAAGCAUUAGUUAAUAAAAACUGCGUCAGUUCUUUGAUUUGCUGUUCUGUCCAAGUGAACUUGCCUAGCUGUCAAUUAAGACUGUGUUCAUGGUGUAAUCUGAGGAUGUGCUUCUCCAGUUGAGUAAAUAAGCUUGUUCACAUGGAGAUGAGGGAAGUAAAUGGGGCUAAGUGAAUGUCCCUAGGUAAAAAAAGGCCACACAUACUGUAUUAUAUACAGUUAGUUAUCUACAGUACUUUGAAACUUGUUUUAAACACAUGUACAAAUAGAAAUUGAUGAAAUAAUACAGGCAGCUAUCUUUAUAUGGGAGGGUAAUAUCUAUUUAUUGUUUCAUCAAUUUGGUAAGAUUUUGAAGCAAUGCAUUGACAAUUAGAAGUUAAGACUAUCAGUGUUUUGAAAUAUCUAAAUUAUCUACCAAGUGAUGAGUCAGAGGCUGAUUUGUUGUUUCUUAUUAAUCUGAAAUAAUGUAAUGGUUGCAUAUUAUUAUGAUUAUCAUUUAGAGGAAUUCUUUUUCUCAGUGCAUUGUAAGGAUAAGUUUUGCUACAACUAAGACUGAAUUUCGUAUUUAUUUUUCUGAAAUUUGUUGCAAGUAGAAUUAUUUUGCAAAAUGAUGUUACUUGAGUAAGUUAGCUAUGUUGAGCUGCUCAUGCAACAGAUACUUUUUUACUGAUUUGUAAUAUUAUAAGGAAGCAUUCAUUCUUUUUAUUUAUUUCUUUGAAUUUUUGUAUGCCAAGUUAUUAAAUAGUAAUAAUGUUUACAUCAACUCAGUUUGAUUGCUUAAAAGAUAUUUUAAAGUUAAUUUCAAAAUUUUAAAAUUAAUUUAAAAGUUUAGGCAGUUAACAUAUUUUACGCGUAAUUCAAUUCCACAUAUUACAUUAAACCUGAUUUACUAAUACUAUCAGGUUGAAAUGUAACUGGAGUUUUAACAUUUUUUUGUGUGAUGAUGAUGUAUUCCUAAACACCUACCAGCAGAGGCCAAAAGUAUGUGUGUUUGUGUGUGUGUGUCUGUGAGUAUAGCAAGCAAUGAACUAUUGCGUUUGCACCUGUCUCUCUGAGGUCAUCACAUGGCUGCUUUUUUUAUACUGUAUUUGCUAAGAUACUCUGUCUCUGUUUUUGGAUAAAUGACUAGGUUUACCUAAGAUCUGAGCAUGCUGGCAUGUAUGAAGUGUCCUACUCUACUGCAUUAAUUUCAUGUCUUUUGUUAAUCACAGUUCCUCCUGUACAUGUAGGUGGUAGGUCUUAAGGACAUCAGUAAAUGAGCAGUUGACCAGGAGUUGCAAUUUCUCUUUACAGUUGAAGGUUUACAUUCAUAUUUGAUAUUGGCAUGUGUGCCCAAACACCAUAAUUUCUCUGAAGAAUUCAUAUUUUAUGUAUGAAAUGGCAUUCAUUUAAGAGAUGAGCAGCUGUGUCAAAUGGUUUAGAGUAUCAAGAAGUAGAAUUGAGAUGGGAUGAAGGGUUGGUGUGGGCACCUAGGACUAAGGAAUUUAUAUUUUCAAUGUUCAUUAAUUUAAGAUGUGCGUAGAUGCGAAUAUAGUACAGUAAUAUGAUUAUGAGAUUUUCUCAACAUCAGGUUCUCAGAUUUUAAUUAUUCACUGUAUUUUCAGGUGUUUUCUACUUGUAGAUGUAGUACAGGUAAUGUACAAUUUAUAAAUAUAAGAUUGAUUUUUUAACUGUGUUUUUAUUUGGAAAAUUGUCAUUUCUUAGGAAGAUAGAACAUAAACAUGUAAAUUUGCUCCUAAGUUGUAUUAAGCUUGUAUGUAGAUUUUUUUUUUUUUAUACUUUUACACUUUGUAUUACUGUAGUAUUAUUUUUAUGGUUUGAAAGUGUGUAGUAUACAAGUGGCAUUAGUAUUAUUGGUCAAGUCUGCUCAAGUUUCACCAUAGUGCAAAUAGAUAGCAGUUGUCAACCUUGCUUUAUAAGAAGAUCAGCUUUGUACAUUAGU
This is a messenger RNA of Macrobrachium nipponense, 2859 nucleotides long. RefSeq names its product zinc finger C4H2 domain-containing protein-like. The record is from RefSeq and is a predicted model, not a curated record. Lineage: Eukaryota; Metazoa; Arthropoda; Malacostraca; Decapoda; Palaemonidae. Gene Ontology annotation, biological process: positive regulation of neuron differentiation. Bases 63 to 851 code for a protein of 262 amino acids. The transcript has 6 exons. Gene Ontology annotation, cellular component: nucleus.